AUGACGUCCGCAGCUCCCCCCCCCAACCAGGCUUUGCAGCCCACGAACACCUCGACCGCGCCCACCGGGCUUUCGACCCCAAAUAAAAGAGACUUGAAAUCGUGGUGGAAAGGCUUCAAGCUUCCUUCGAAGCAUCAGGAUCAAAAUGGUAGCGUCCCUUCCACUUUCGCAUCGCAGCCUUGUCCCCCAAAACAACCCCUCUUCGGUGAAGAUGUCGACGAGGCAAUGGAUACAUCGACCAUGCCUUUGAACCAAGUUCUCUCGCUGCAAGACACCCAUGUCUUCACGCCCAACGACUUUCUCCAACCCAAAGUCUCCGCUUCAAGUGAUGCGGCAGCGUCCACCACCAUCCGCCUAGCUUGUGUGCUCAACAGGCCGUCCCUGUCCAUUGCUACUACGCCUGUGCGCCAGUGCGCCAAACGGAUCCGCGCAGCUGUGACAUCCGCCUCUACCUCAAGUGCUAAACAAGUCGCAGCAGAUAACCGACCGCACGGCAUUUUCGGUGUUCCUCUCCGCCAGAGCAUCACCUAUGCCAACGUCGCCAUCUCCCUCGUCGACGAGAAUGGGAAAAGCUACAUUUAUGGUUACGUACCGAUUGUCGUUGCCAAGUGCGGCGUAUUUCUGAAGGAGAAGGCCACAACAGUAGAGGGUAUCUUCCGUCUUAGCGGCUCCGAGAAGCGCAUCAAGGAACUCAAGCAGAUCUUUGACUCCCCCGAUCGCUACGGAAAGGGGCUCGUGUGGGACAACUACACCGUCCACGAUGCGGCCAACGUCCUCCGUCGAUACCUGAAUGACCUUCCCGAACCGGUUGUGCCGUUAGACCUGUACGAGAAAUUCCGGGAACCACUGCGAGGUGCCACCAGGCAAGCGGUAGGCGAUGGUGACGGACCCCAGUUCGUAGACAACUUCGACGAGCAAGCCGCCAUCGUCAAGUACCAGAAACUCAUCACCGAGCUUCCGCCGCUGAACCGGCAGCUACUCCUCUACAUCCUAGACCUUUUGGCCGUUUUCGCCGCCAAAUCGGAAGAGAACCGAAUGAACUCCCAGAACCUUGCAGCCAUCUUUCAGCCCGGUAUGCUCUCGCAUCCGCAACAUGCAAUGGCCCCAGAGGAGUACCGCCUGAACCAAUGCGUUCUCAUUUUCCUUAUUGAAAACCAGGACCAUUUCUUGAUUGGCAUGCAGGGUACGGCCACAGAUGAGAAGACCAAGCAGCUGAUCGAAAAGGGCACACCCCCUGCUGCAAGUGGGCCAGUGACUCCUAACCCCAGCAGGAAGUCAGGGCUGGGCCGUUCUGCGUCCAAUGCAAGUGCCGGUGCCGAGAGUGUGAGAAGAGAAGGGAUGGUUAGGAGAAACCGAUCGACUUCUUCUCGACACUCUCACCAGGAGGGAUCUACAACCCCCAACAGCCCGGCUCUUGCUCCGACACCGAACAGUGGACUCGGCAGAAGUAACACAGUACCUUCCAAGAAGUCUCCCGCUCUCCAGACGGGAAGAUUUAGACCCGAUGCCUCUCCUAUCACCGGUUCGUCCUCUCGAGAGCCCAUGAUUCCGGCGACGACGGAGGAGCUCGUCGAGGCACUUGAUCACUCUUCUGCUGCUUCGAUCAUUUCACCUGCCCCGGCUGCGAUCGGCACAUCCAGUCUGGCUCCAUCCGCUGCCGGUACGGCAGGCCGAAGUUUGGAGAGGCUGCUCGAUCCAAGCGAGGCAACAACUCCCAUCAAGGAGAGAAACCUCCCUAGCAUAUUCCAACGAUCUCCCACGGGCGAAGGAGAGAAGAGACAGCCAAACAAGUUGAAGAAGAAGCGGAUCCCUGGAAGUCUAAACCCAAGCGCGCAAAGCUCGGUUGCAUCUUUGUCCGGUACGCACUCAGCCGCUGUGUCCCCUAAUGUUGAAGCCCCUAAUCCUAUGGAUCUGGUUGGCGAUUCGAUCCCCGAGCACGAGUCCCUUGCAAUUGGCCAGCAACCCAAUGCAGUCGAUACACCGUCAGAGCCCACUCCACGUGCAUCACAGGCCCCUUCAAGCAACACUUUGCACCCUGAGCAGACCCUCAAGAGCAAGAAGUCACCUCCGACAUCCCUUCACUCAUCAUUUAAUGAAGGUUCUGACAUCGAUCAGAAUGAAGAGUCUAUCAUGACGACAUCGGCGGACGCGAAUGAGCCCGAGAAGGACAAGAAGAAAAGAUGGAGGUUGUCGCGGCAACGGGGCCAUGAGCACCAGCCGUCGGUUACAUCGCCGCGUCAAGCCUUCGGCUCCAACGACAACGCUGAUAUAAGCGUGACCUCGAUCGGAAGCAGCGGAUACAGGCCACGCAAGAGCUUCACCGGUGAAAGCUCCGAAACUGGAUUCCAGGCUGCCGAGGCACAGUGCAGUCACGAGUCCCGCGACAAGGACUGCAAAGACGAAUCAAAGGGUCCUAUUGGUUGGAUUAGGAACAAAUACCGAGAGGCCAAGGAGAGUGCUGAGCAAAGAAGGAAUAAGUCGCCUCCCGCAGACCGGCAGUCCUCUCUCGGUGGGUCCAGUAUCAUGUCAGGUAGGGGCAAGAGCUUGGACCUGCGGAGAGAACCCGAAGAGAAGACGGCAAACGACCACCCAGCGCCGGUGCCACCGGUGCCGUCUCAACAGGCGCCGACUUCGGCACCAGCCCAACAGGAAGUGCCUCAAUCAGCAUCAUCUCCACCAGCGGCAUCUCAACUAGCAGCCGCAUCUCAAUCCGAACUAGCACCCCCGCAACAGCCGCAGGCCGAAGAAACGCGGUAA
Molecule: messenger RNA, 2757 nt
Organism: Colletotrichum graminicola M1.001
Lineage: Eukaryota; Fungi; Ascomycota; Sordariomycetes; Glomerellales; Glomerellaceae
Product: RhoGAP domain-containing protein
Exons: 2
Coding region: 1-2757 (918 amino acids)
Biological process (GO): signal transduction; regulation of fungal-type cell wall organization; activation of GTPase activity
Cellular component (GO): cell cortex
Molecular function (GO): GTPase activator activity
Source: RefSeq, a predicted model, not a curated record